Coffea arabica (coffee) is the source of this 1106-nucleotide messenger RNA. Lineage: Eukaryota; Viridiplantae; Streptophyta; Magnoliopsida; Gentianales; Rubiaceae. The record is from RefSeq and is a predicted model, not a curated record.
UACAUAUGCAACCUGGAAAUCUUACACAAAGACAAAGAUAGACCCAAUCUCAACAACCUCUGAGAAAGAAAGGGAGGAGCGAGGGAAAGUGGGAUCGGGAAGAAGGAAGGGGAAGUCAGAUUAAAUACAUAGAAACAUGUUGUUAGAGGGAAUACUGUUGGCUUAGAAAACAUUCUUGUACAUGCUGGCCGCCGGAAUCCCCUAUAUAUAGGGGGUUUUCCGGCGGCUUGGGGGGGGGCUUAAGCCCCCACCAGCCCCCCCUUAAAUCCGUGGCUGCCGCCAGCCAACUUCCCGUUUUCUUCCUCUUCUCAUCAUCUUUUUGUUGAGAUUUAAAUUAGCUUUUACUGAAUAAUAAUAAUAAGAAUGGGGAUAAGAUUCAUACUGAUGGUGAACAAGCAAGGGCAGACAAGGCUAGCCCAGUACUACGAGUACCUCACCAUUGAAGAAAGACGUGCCCUUGAAGGCGAAAUCGUCCGCAAAUGCCUCGCUCGCACUGAGCAACAGUGUUCAUUUGUUGAGCAUCGGAACUACAAGAUUGUUUACCGGCGAUAUGCAUCCCUGUUUUUUCUGGUCGGAGUUGAUAAUGAAGAAAAUGAACUUGCAAUUUUAGAGUUCAUACACCUGUUGGUUGAAACCAUGGAUCGGCAUUUUGGUAAUGUGUGUGAGCUGGAUAUCAUGUUCCAUCUGGAGAAAGCACACUUUAUGUUGGAGGAAAUGGUUAUGAACGGGUGUAUCGUUGAGACUAGCAAGUCUAACAUUUUGGGCCCAAUACAGCUGUUGGAAAAAGCUUCAUAACUCGUUUUUAAAGAUGUUGCAGCUAUAACGAAGAGUUUGUGUAAUUUCCUUCUUUUUUUUUUUUUGUUGUUAUCCACUUGUUCAGUCGUUAUCUAUAUUAGAGACGCAAUUGAUUGUUUUGUAGAUGUCAUCGAGUUCUAAUCCAUGAAGUGAACAUGGGAGGGUGAGCUGGUUAGAGGCUUGUAGUGUGUCAUCCUGUAAUUGGUGUUACAGAAAUAAAUUGGAGUUGGACAUUUAUUUUUGGUAAGUUUGAGAUUUCAACCAGAAGUUAGGCGUCAAUAACAGUAUGCACUGCCGAGCCUUGUACCAAA